Molecule: messenger RNA, 2054 nt
Organism: Ectocarpus sp. CCAP 1310/34
Lineage: Eukaryota; Phaeophyceae; Ectocarpales; Ectocarpaceae
Source: the annotation of a GenBank genome assembly
UCUUGCACACCCGCCGAGCUCUACCAUCUACUGCAGCUCUCUCCCCCUCUCUCUCCCUACUACUACUACCAGAGCAUCUUCCCACACAUCCUCUCUACAAGCAUGGCGUCUGUGGCGGUUGCUAGGUUUGGUGGCGCGUUGAGGUCGGGAGCCGCCGUGCGGACCUUGCGCACGUUCACGGGGCCUUCUCCGUCUCUCCCAAGAGCGGGGUGGCUCGCGGCGGGCGCGGGGAACAAGCGCUGCAUGUCGACGGUCUACGCGGAGUCCCACGAGUACCUCACAGUGGAUGGGGACACCGCGAAGGUGGGCAUCACGGCCUUCGCCGCCAAGGCUCUGGGAGACGUGGUUUUCGUAGAUCUUCCCGAAGUGGGCGACGAGUUCGAGGCAGGGGAUUCGUUCGGGUCGGUGGAGUCGGUGAAGGCUGCCAGCGACGUGUACGCUCCGGCCAGUGGGGAGGUGCUGGAGGUUAACGAGGCGUUGACGGAGAGUCCUGGCAUCCUGAACGAAGACCCCAUGGGCCAGGGCUGGUUCAUCAAGAUCAAAAUGACGGAGCCCGCCCCCGACACGCUUAUGGACCCCGAGGCCUACAAGGCUCACUGCGAGAACUCUGCGUAGACAAGAGCUGUCAUAGGGGUGUCACGAACCACGAAGCAAGUGACAAAAUAAUGCGUUAAUAAAGGCACUGCUCAAGGGCAAUCGUAGGGACGGAGUAGAAAGCGCGAUUUCUUUUUCAGGCAUCGCGUCUUGACUUGGUGCGGUGCUGCUGUCGGAGAAGCCAAUUAAGGCAAGCCUGUGUACGUCCCCGCAGGGGUGAAAGAGGCAACAUGUGUAUAUUGCUUCGAAAGACGUGAGUGUAGAGAAGUUGGUUGUGGGCCUUCGGAAUUUCGAAGUACUUCGAAACAGCAUUUGUUGAAACAUUGAACGUCGCGCACAAAGCCCGUGUAGGUAACAAAAGCCCCAACGCCCAUCAACAUCGAUGUGUCGUAGUGAUUGAUUUCUGACCCUCGGGUGCCCAGAUGUUUGCCUGUUUGUAGUGGAAAGUGAUGUAUCUUCCAAGGUAUCGCUCGCGCUGAAGCAUACGUCUACGGCUACGCCGAAGCAGUUGUUAAGGAAAGUCGUUGCUGAUAUGGCAAUUUUUCGGUGUGCCGGUGGUGGAAGGACAACAUUUUUUUUUAGAAUGGUUCCAGCGCGUUGAACACUUCAGAAACUGAAGCGUCGCUCUCUCAUUGCAUUUUUCAUCUUGCGGAACGUCUGUCCUCUCAUGGGAUAUUGGCUACCCGCAUCUUGGAUGAGGGCAUGGCGUUCUUUUACCGCCAAGGUAUUUCUAGGCGUGCGCCUCCAGUGGCCGGACGCGGGACCGUUGAAUACCGUUCGCUCAAUGGGUUUCAUGAUCUGUGGCCGAGGCCGGGAAGUUUACCAGAAUGAAUCGCUGACGUUUCACGCAAGCUAAACCUGAAACGCCGGCGGUCACUGUUGUUCAAGUCGGAGGAGAAACCUCAGCCGAAGAGGAUCGUCCUACGGCUCUAUUGUUCGUGUCAUGUGUAGGACUCGUGGGCACACAUUUCAGGUUUACUUCUUCUCCUGGGGGUCCCGGGUUUUGGCGUCAUGAGACUUCAUGAACUGAGCUUUCUUAUGAAAUGGUCACGUAAUCGAAAACUAAGUUGGUCGUCCAAAAUCGUAAGAAACGGGGCCGGAUGUCAACGAUCGACGGCAUUCAUUCCAGGAUUGUUUUUUUUCGUGGAAAAAAACGUUUCACGGUGCGUGGGACACGCAUCACGGGCUCUGGUAUGCUCCUCUGAAUGACGUCUUGCCUGCAAUGAGUUCGUUUCUCUCACGAGAGCUACGUAUUUACCCGGUGCUUUUUACCGCCCAAACCGGAGAGUGCCAGGCGUGCGAAUCUCGCUGCUUGAGAAUCUCUUUGUUGACUGCCACGUAUGUUGGAGACGAGUCUCGCGAAGUAGCGUCUGUCGUUUGGCUUCGCCCCUACUCACUAGAGGCACUCCAGGAUGAGGGCUGUCGAUGGAUAGUAAUGACGUAUUCCGCCAUACAACGAC